Arachis duranensis is the source of this 913-nucleotide messenger RNA. Its product is annotated as GTP-binding protein At2g22870-like. Gene Ontology annotation, molecular function: GTP binding. The record is from RefSeq and is a predicted model, not a curated record. Lineage: Eukaryota; Viridiplantae; Streptophyta; Magnoliopsida; Fabales; Fabaceae.
AUGGUGAUACUAGAAGCCAUACCCACAAAUCACUUUGGCAGGGCCAAGGACUGCCCCAAAGAUGACCGACCUGAAUUCGCCAUAUUAGGUCGCUCCAAUGUUGGCAAGUCUUCUCUUAUUAAUGCCCUUGUUCACAAGAAAGAAAUUGCCCUCACCUCUAAGAAACCAGGGAAGACUCAGCUUAUCAAUCACUUCUUGGUCAAAAAAGCAUUACUCAAUGUGGAUUUGCCUGGUUAUGGCUUUGCUAAAGCGCCCGAAGCUGCUAAAAUGGACUGGUGCUCGUUCACCAAGGGGUACUUUUUGAAUAGAGAUACCCUGGUGGCUGUCUUGCUUCUCAUUGAUGCAAGUGUUCCACCUCAAAAGAUCGACCUGGACUGUGCGAAUUGGCUCGGACGCAAUAAUAUACCAAUCACUUUUGUUUUCACAAAAUGUGACAAAAUGAAGGUGGCAAAGGGAAAAAGGCCUGAUGAGAACACAAGGGAUUUUCAAGAAAUAAUCAGGCAAAACUACAAGAUACAUCCCCCUUGGAUCAUGACUAGCAGUGUAUCUGGAAUGGGCAGGGAUGAGCUUCUCUUGCACAUGUCACAGCUGAGAAACUACUGGGAUCAGUAGAAGGAAUUCUCAAAUAGUCAAAUCCAAAUACACGUAACGCUCUACAAGAACAUGCAUGAGCAAGUUGAAAUCACAGGAAAAGUUGCAACUUCACAGAUGAAUCGCGUGGAAAAGCUAUGGGGUUCAAUUAUAUACCCAUGGUAUUUCAGCUGGAUCUUUGUUCUCCUUGAGCUGCAGCCUUAUUUAUGUUGACCAUAUAUUACAUGGGAUCCAGCUUGAGUUGUUGCAUGGUACUGGAUCUUUAUACGAUGAUUCGUUAAGUGUAGUCCUACACUCCUGCUAAAUGUUUAUAGGACUAGAA